Molecule: messenger RNA, 811 nt
Organism: Oppia nitens
Lineage: Eukaryota; Metazoa; Arthropoda; Arachnida; Sarcoptiformes; Oppiidae
Product: DNA damage-regulated autophagy modulator protein 1-like
Exons: 3
Coding region: 28-804 (258 amino acids)
Source: RefSeq, a predicted model, not a curated record
UUAUUGAAUGAUUUAUUGAUUGAUUGAAUGAAUAUUUUGAUAUUAUUUCCACUAUCAGUGACAAUACUGAUUCCCAUAACUAUUUUUUUGACUUAUUUGUUGGCCGUCAAUGACAAUACUGUUAAACCACUGCUGCCCUAUGUUAGCGACUGUGCAUUUAGGGCACCCGAGGCGUCCAUAUUCACCGAAUUGGUCACUAUUAUAGCCAUUUUAAUUUUCUGUACAAUUGUGUUACGUGUCAUACAAGUUAAGACAAUACUCGAUACCGAUAGCUAUUGUCGAUUAUUGUCGAUAUCGGCGACCGGCAAACAGCGCAUAUUAUUUGUAAACUGUCUAUCACUAUAUAUGGCACCGGUAUUAUCGCUGGGACUGAUAUCGUUGGCCUCGUUUCGGGUAAUAGAGACUUCGCGCAUACACUUUGCCAGUGCGGCCGUCAUUUUCAGUGUCGGUCCGGUUUUCUUUGGCACUCAAACCUGGAUAUCCUAUCAGUUAUCGCCGCUAAUCAACAGUCAAUGGAUGGCCUACUUUCGGCUAUCGAUAACACUGGUAUCGGUGGUCAGUAUAGUGUCGAGCAGUGGAUUCACUCUUUGGUCGUUUCAAGAGUUUCGACUCAAGUUUCGAUCGUCCGAUCGACUCGUGUGGACGUCUGCCGACGGCGGCUAUUGGCAACACGUAUUGGCCGCUCUAUUCGAAUGGUUAUAUUUGUUAUCGGUUGGUCCGUUUGUGGCCACAUUUGUCGGCGAAGUCAACCAAUUGAAACUAACCAGUGGUCCGACAUUUGAAUAUGUCAUACAUACUGACUAACUAACAU